AUGACUACAAAAAUAGUACCCAUAGAAGAAAAACCUACAACUGAAGCAGCUACAUCACACGAAAAUACUUUCGACUGGAAAGAAACUCAUCAUAUGAUGCCAGAAACGACCACCGAAAAUGAGCCAGAUGUUAAUUUCUCUCACAUUUUCGGCCACACAAAUAACAAUCAAGAACAAUCUGAAACCACCAAACCUGACUCGAGUGAAGAACAUCCAACACCUGAGCCAGAACCUAAAGCUGAGCCUGAACCCAAACCAGAGCCGGAACCUAAACUUGAGCCAGAACCUAAACCUGAACCUGAGCCGACCGCAGAGCCUGAACCAUCAGCAGAGCCUGAACCAGCAGCAGAGCCUGAACCUCAUACGACUGUCGAACCAACACCUGAACCAACCGCUACAGCAGAGCCAGAACCGGAGGCUAAAGCCGAACCAGAACCGACCGUAGAACCAGAGCCGUCCGUGAAAUUUGGACUAGAAUCAGAACCAACACUUAAACCGGAACUUGACUCUGAAACAGAAUCAGAAACUGAACCGAAGUCUCAGACUGAACCGUCUGCUGAACCAAAACAAGAAUCAGACCCAGAAUCCGAACCUGAACCUGAACCCGAGCCCGGUACCACCACAAAUGCUCCGGAACCUGUUGCAUUAAAUCCUGCCUUCAUAGUACGAGAAAAACAACGAACAAUGUCCACUCCUGAGCCAGAACCAACAUCUGAACCCGAACCAUCACAAACAACUACGCCAAAGACUUCGGAAAUCAAUCACACUCUAGAUACAUUCAUAACCCAUAUGCAUGAAAUAAGUUUUGAUACAGAACACGAUACCUCUCCGGUUACCGAAAUAUCCAGCAUGUCUACAGCCGCAGGUAAUACCCCGCAGUCCUCUCAAGAGAUAACGGAAAAUUCAGAAGAAAAAUCGAUUUUAUAUACCAACAAAGGUAAAUUUGCGUACAAACCUAAUGAAGAAUCGGAGAGUACUACGAGACGCAUCUCUAUAUCUGAACCAAACCUUAUCAAUGAGCCGUCAUACGAGCCGAAACCAGAAAUAAUCUCAAUUUUAAGUGCCAAACAACGAACUGAAAAACCUUCAGAAGCAACUCAUACUUCAGAAAGCGAAACUCCAACGACUGAGAUAAGUGAUUGGCUGGAAUAUCAUAAUUUAGGUAAAUCUGACGAACAUAACCAAACUGAUUUCGAAGAGCUCCUUAAUAACAAUGUGAACAAAAUUAUGCACGAAUCAGAACAGAGGUCAUUUAAAGGAUUUGAUGAUGAUUUCUUAUAUGAAACAACUACUGCGAUCAACACAAAGUCACUUUUCGAAAGUGAAUCGCAAGAUGAAACCAAAAAAGAUGUGACAACCCCAAGCACAGAAAUAACGAGAAGAAUGGAAGCGGUCAGCAAAGUGACAGCCUCGAUUUUACCUGUAAGUAUCGAAAUAGAAGAAGGAGAAGUAAAUAAAAUAGAACAGACUACUACACCAAUUCCAACAACCACUGUUGAACCUGAAACAAAACAGGAAGCAGAAAAAUCUUUACCAGACGACGAAGAAACAGAACCUGAAAAGGGACCUAUGAUAACUUCUAUCCUGGAGGAAGUCAAGUCAUUAGAUACUAAUAAGUCGAUGCCAUCCGAACAAACAACAACUGCUGAACCUGAAAUUGUUACGCAAUUUUCAAUUAACAAACACUAUCAAGAAACCGAAGAAGAUAAAAUAAUAAAAGUAUUGGAGAACAAACCGAAUAAUAACGAAACUGCAACUGAACGCGAACGUGAACGGGAACCUGAAGAAGGUAUGGAUAUAACUUUCGAUGCCAUAAACAUGCUUUACAAUCGUUCCUCUAAGUCUAUUGAAAAACCACCCGUGAGAUCGGACAAUACUACUCAAGGUAUUCCUGCUACAACUGAAGAAAUUGAGGCCGGUGAGUCUACAGUAUCAGCUUCUACUGACUCUGAUUGGCUAUCAGAAGCAGUGACAGAAAUAAACUACAAUGAGGCUAUGAACAAAAUGGCUAAAAAUGAACCCACAGAACCCAUUAUUCACAAAGUUGAUGAAAUAAUGAACCACGGUCUAGUAAAGGCUGACGAUUUUGAACCGGAUUACUUAAACAAUAUGGGAUCAACAGGAAACAAGCAAGAAUCAGACGAACCUUUGUAUGGAAUGGCACACGAUUACGAUAAUGAAGAUUCACGUUUUAAAAGAGUAAAUAAAGAAGCUACAACUGAAACAACAAAAAUAGUUGCCACGGAAGCAACUAGUGAGCCGGCUGAUAUGAAAGAAAAUAAGUCUGAAGUACCUGCAACCACUAAUGUGCCCAUUGAAACUACUACAGUCACAGAAUAUAUUUACAAAGUCGCUGAAAAGUCCAUUAACAUUCCCCAAGUUACUGCAAUGAAUAAUAAUGAAACUGUAGCCGAUAACUCAAAUUCUGACGUUACUACUGUAACAAAAGAAACAAAUUAUGAAACCACUACAGUUAAAAAUGUCGAGACAGAAAAACCUAUGGAUGCUGUACCUGCACCCGUGUGGGAAGAGUCAGAUGCUGAUAAGUAUUUGACUGUCCAAGAAUUACCAAAAAAGAUGGAACAACCUGUAUUUGAGCACCCAGUCAUGAUUGAUGAAGUAGUCAUGCCAUCUGUCGUUGAUACACCUACCACAAUCGCGCCUAUGGAUGUAUUCAUCACGAAUUCUACAAUAAUUGAACCCGAAAAUAAUUCCGAAACUUCGACAAAUACAACACAGUUAAAUAAUCUCAAUGUAAAUAUAUACGAAAUACCAAGCCAUAAUGGUAAUAAUUCAAUGCACUCGGCGAAAUCUGCGAAUGCUCAAUCAGCGGAGUAUGACGAUCACGAAACAGAAAUGAAUCCUUUCUUACCUGAGGUCGAAAACAACAAGAGUUUAGUUAAAAAACUUCAAGAAGGUCAUGAUCUUGAACCGAACAAUCUUACAGAGACUCAAAACGAAAACACGGAAGAACAUGUCUCAAGUCCUUCGGAAGGAACAUCUAAUAAGGACUCUUUAGCAGUAAUAGGCAAAGAAGUUGAGGCAAACAUUAAAAAUCAAGAAGUAGUAAGUUCAACACCAGUGGCAGAAGAGGAUACUUCAUUUAAUGAAUUGCUUUUGCACGUGAAUUCUCAUGAAAACAAAACAAAUGUCACCCAGCCCAUGAAUAUAACAGAUAAUGAUGCUGCUACAACUACAGCGAUAAUAGACCAAAUGACCAGUGAGGUGAAAAUAUCUAAACCCAAGGAAAGUGACCCACUACCUGUCUCCACAUUCCUAUUGGACACUGAUGAUCUAGUUACUAAAAGAGAAUCCACUACACCCGCAAAUAACAUCGACAUAGAUGUUGAAUCCGCAAGCCCUACUACGUCUGCGCCCGCAGCCAACAACGAAGGGGACCUCAGCGUGGUACCCAUCGAAGAAGAAAAAGAUUUGCUGAAACAGCACAAAAGUGAAAACAUUGAAGAGCUCAAUGACAUAAGUGAUUUGCCAAAAAGUGAUAAGAGGACACUAGAUGAUUCAGAAAUUAAUAAUGAAGCGUAG
Spodoptera littoralis (African cotton leafworm) is the source of this 3543-nucleotide messenger RNA. NCBI's taxonomy places the organism in Eukaryota, Metazoa, Arthropoda, Insecta, Lepidoptera, Noctuidae. The record is from the annotation of a GenBank genome assembly.